This is a messenger RNA of Cylindrotheca closterium, 1224 nucleotides long. The record is from the annotation of a GenBank genome assembly. Lineage: Eukaryota; Bacillariophyta; Bacillariophyceae; Bacillariales; Bacillariaceae.
AUGUCUGUCAUCAUUUCCUUUUACGAACGUCUAUCAACUUUCCUUUACUUUUAUCAUCCUCCUAGCAAAAUGGCCGCCGCAAUUCCUGUUUUUACGAUCUAUGAUGCCAUGAUUUUAUGUCAAAUCCCUGACACUGGGAAUUUCCAAGGACAAACUGACGCUCAACGUAUGGCAGAAGAGCUCUUUGACAACGAUUUUGGCACUGCCAUGACCAAGUCAAUCAAGCAAGUCAACAUGGACCUUGCAACGCUUGCAUCCUUGACCGCUGUGCAAGGACGAAUUGUGUCAAGACCAAGGGCUCAAGACCAAAUCAGAGCAUUUGUACAGUGGGUUCGCGAUGAAAUUCGGAUGGGCAGGAACCCUGCACAACACCCUUUCCCAGCUGGAGAUACAUCUACUCUGCUGCAGCGAUUGAACUUCCAUCAAAAGUAUGAUGUCAAAGAUUCUAAAACUUUAAUUGACAAUACGGUUCCACCCAAGUGGAGCAAAGAACAACAAUGGAAGCAAUGGGUCAAGCUGCUCCGUGACCACCUCCGCGCAUAUAUCGGUGUCAAUGGCAUCCCUCUUGUUUAUGUGGUCCGCGAGAAUGCAGCUCAAGACCCAACACCACAAGACGAUUUUCUUGACGAAUACAUCAAUAUGGCUCUACUUGUUGGAACCGCCUUUAUUGUGGAUAACAAACAAGUGUUGGCUCUACUGAACAAAUUUAUCAUGGGUUGUUCUGAAGCUGAAAUGGUAAUACAAGCUCUCAAUACUACUACUGAUGGUAGAGCUGCUUUCUUCGCAUUAAAGGCAUUUUAUGAAGGUGAAGGCAUUUUCGCUCAUGAUGUCAUGGCAGCGGAAAACAUCAUUGCAACACUUUUCUAUGCAGGAGAAAAACGCCCAGCUAUGUACUGGCAGAAAUUUGAACAAAUUUUAAAUAAUGCCAAUGCAACCAUGCAUCACGAAUAUGGACGUGUAAUGUAUACUGACGUUAUGAAGCUACGAUCCCUCCAACAAAGAAUCAAAGCUGACUUCCUGUCACAGACGAAAGCGGCAAUUGAAGCUAACAUGCAUGCUAUUCCUAUGACUAUGACAUAUGAUCAGGCCAUGCGAAUGUACCGUUCCAAGGUGGCAGAAAAAUUCCCUCCAGCUUCCGCAGCUGCCGUUGCUUGGGGGCGACACGUCAGAGAGCAGAAUCGAAACACACGUGGGUGUUGUACAACAAAUCAAUGCAACUGCUGA